Molecule: messenger RNA, 969 nt
Organism: Erigeron canadensis
Lineage: Eukaryota; Viridiplantae; Streptophyta; Magnoliopsida; Asterales; Asteraceae
Product: F-box protein At1g30790-like
Exons: 2
Molecular function (GO): protein binding
Source: RefSeq, a predicted model, not a curated record
UCACACAUACCUUUUGAAAUCCAAGAGGAAAUCAUCAAAAAACUCCCUGUCAAAUUGUUGAUCCGAUUCACAUCAGUUUCAAAAACAUGGAAGUCUUUCAUUCAUAGCUCCAAGUUCAUUAUUGGUCACAGCCUAAUUCAGCCGCAAAAUCUACUCGUAAGUUAUUAUGAUGUAAAAAUUUUCAAGGAGAAGAAAAAGACAGUUGUUAUGUGGAAUCCUUAUAUUAGAAAAUCGGUUUCUAUUGUUGUGCCUGACCUCGAACCUACGUUUAAAUCUGUGGUGGGGUUUGGGGUUUGUCCUCACACUUUUGAGCCUAAGCUUGUCAAUAUUAGGUAUCGCCUGUGGGCAGAUGACAGAGUGACUUUCAUCCCGUGGCAAGUUGAGGUUUUCUCAUUACGCUCAUGGGCUUGGAGAAGUCCAUUAUGUGGUACUAACAAUUUACCUCGUACAUCAAUUAAAUUUAUGGAUAACCAUGUAGUUGUGGAUGGGAUUAUGUAUUGGCUUGAUUACGAUAAGACUGCUAUGCAGAAAACAUAUGCUCUGAUUAUUUCGUUUGAUUUGACGAGUGAGGAAUUUGGAGAUGUAUACUUCCCAGAUGGUUUAGCAACCGUUUUCAGUGGUUUGUUCAUCUCUAAACUGAAUGAGUCUCUCGUUGUGCUUAAAACCUAUAAAGAGUAUGAGAAACGAGUUUUCGUUGUGCUUAAACCCUAUAAAGAGGAUGAGAAACGAGUUUGCGACGUAUGGAUGAUGAUGAAACAUGGUGUUCCAAAAUCAUUUACAAAACUAUACACUAUAAAGGCACCGCAUCUUUCUGCGUCUACAAGAGUUUUAGGAUUUAGGAAGAAUGGGGAACCUAUAAUAAAUGCGGAUACUGAAUACAUCAGUAAUGGAAAUAUUGGACCAAUCUUUGUGAACACCUACACGGAAACACUACUUUUGCUUGAUGAGUCAGAUUCUAUUAUUCGUUAA